This is a messenger RNA of Alligator mississippiensis (American alligator), 1362 nucleotides long. Its product is annotated as lutropin subunit beta. The record is from RefSeq and is a predicted model, not a curated record. The transcript has 2 exons. Gene Ontology annotation, cellular component: cytoplasm; extracellular region. Gene Ontology annotation, molecular function: hormone activity. The coding region runs from base 697 to 1335 and encodes 212 amino acids. NCBI's taxonomy places the organism in Eukaryota, Metazoa, Chordata, Crocodylia, Alligatoridae. Gene Ontology annotation, biological process: G protein-coupled receptor signaling pathway.
UGGGGGGAGGGAAGUAUGUGCACCACCCAGUACAGGACAUGUGCAUGAGCGUGUAAGCCUGGAUGCCUAGGGCUGGGAGUUGGGGACAAGGGGUGUGUGUGCGCAUGUGUAUAUAUAUGAGUGCAAGGGGUGCUGGUGUGUGUGCUAGUGGUGCACAGGCAAGGGUUACACACACAGCAUGGAGGGAGCAGGGAGGGGUGUCCCUAGGGCUGUUAGAAGAGCUGUGCCUAAGGGACCCAGGGUGUGAGCCCAGGGUUAAGCAUGAUACAGGGGUACAUAAGCUCAGGGUACAGGGACAGGGCUAUGUCUCUGUGCUGGGGUCCUGGGAUCUCCCUGCUCUCCCCUCCCUUCAGGUCCAGGUCCUCCAGAUAUAUGCCAGGAGGGAGGAGACUCCUCCCUAGCUUACUCCUUCAGCCAUACAGUUGAGGGCAAGCAAAACUCAGAGGCAUCUGAACCCCAAGCCUUUGGGCUUGAGGGCCUGCAUGUAGGAUGCCUGCCAAAGGAUUUGGAAGCAUCUGAAGCCCCAGGCGGGGGUAGAGGAUGCUUGCUGGUAACAGGGCCACAUAUGGUUCUUGAAUGAAUCAUGGAUUUGGAAUCGAUUUGGCUGAUGUGACUUUGGACACAACAUUUUUUCCUUAAAAAUAAAAAGGUAUAUGCCAGAAGGGAUCUGUGUAUGGGGACCCACAGGGUGGCAGCAUGCCCCAACUUGGUGGUGGAGAGGGGGAGGCAGUUCUACUGCCCCAUACAGGAUGGAGGAGCCGGGGGGGGGGGAGGGGUGUCAGCACCCACCUGCCCCUUCUCACUUGGUACCAGCUCCCCUGGGGAGGUAGGACAAGGCCCUUGCUCCAUGCCUACCCUAUGCCCAAUGACCCCAAUUUGGGGCUGUGGGGCAGGAGAGGCCCCAUGUCCCAUCCCGGUGCUUUCUGCCAGCAGAGGGUGCUGCAGCUGGUGCUGCUCCUGCUAGUAGGAGCUGCAGCCCCAGGGGCCACCCGCGGGCGCCGCCUGUGCCGCCCUGUCAACGCCACAGUGGCCGCUGAGAAGGAAGCCUGUCCCCUGUGCAUCACCUUUACCACAGCCAUCUGCAGUGGGUACUGUCAGACUAAGGAGCCUGUAUACAAGAGUGCGCUGUCACCCGUGGCCCAGCAUGUGUGCACAUACCGUGAGGUUCGUUACGAGUCGCUGGUGCUGCCUGCCUGCCCACCCGGCAUCGACCCCACCUUCACCUACCCCGUGGCCCUGAGUUGCCACUGCAGCCUCUGUCCCAUGGACUCCAGCGACUGCACUGUCCAGAGCAUCGGACCUGAUUUCUGCAGUGCCCGCAGGGGCUACGCCUAGACUUGGCAAUAAACCAUCCCCACGGCA